AUGGAUGUUGGUGACAAUGUGGAAAAAGAGCAACAUUACUAUGAUGAAAGCUAUGAACUAUUCCUGCCCCCCCAGCAAAUGUACAUGUAUACAAAACAGGUUUUCAUAUUAUUAGUUCACGAGGUUUGUGGACUCCAUGGCUUCCAUCUCAGUGGUACAGUAACUGAGCCGGCUACCACUUCUGAACCAGCAGUGACUUACAAAGUUGCAAUCAGUUUUGACCGAUGCAAAAUCACCUCAGUGACAUGUGGCUGUGGGAACAAAGAUAUAUUCUACUGUGCUCAUGUGGUGGCACUCUCACUCUACAGGAUCCGUAAACCAGAGCAAGUCAAAUUGCGUCUUCCUAUCUCAGAAACCCUUUUCCAGAUGAAUAGGGACCAGCUACAGAAGUUUAUUCAAUAUUUAAUCACGGCACACCACACUGAAGUUCUUCCUACUGCGCAGAAACUGGCAGAUGAGAUUCUAUCCUCCAACUCAGAAAUCAACCAAGUGAAUGGUGCCCCUGACCCCACAGCUGGGGCCAGCAUUGAUGAUGAGAACUGUUGGCAUUUGGAUGAAGAACAGGUGAAAGAACAAGUGAAACUCUUUCUCUCCCAGGGUGGUUACUAUGGCUCUGGAAAGCAACUCAAUUCAAUGUUUGCUAAGGUUCGAGAGAUGCUGCGGAUGAGAGAUUCCAAUGGAGCCAGGAUGCUGACGCUGAUAACUGAGCAGUUUAUGGCUGACCCACGACUCACACUCUGGAGGCAGCAAGGAACAAGCAUGACAGAUAAGUGCAGGCAGCUCUGGGAUGAGCUAGGGGCCUUAUGGGUAUGCAUCAUUUUAAAUCCACAUUGCAAACUGGAAGAAAAAUCCUGUUGGCUGCAGCAACUGCAGAGGUGGAGUGACCUGGAUGUCUGUCCCCUGGAGGAUGGGAACUAUGGGCAUGAGCUACCCAACAUCACCAAUGCACUUCCCCAGAAUGCCAGUCACAGCCCAGACUCCUUAUCCAGACCAAGACGAACAGUGUUCACUAGAGCCAUUGAGGGCCGUGAAUUACAUUGGCAGGACAGCCAUUUACAGCGAAUAAUAAGCAGCGAUAUAUAUACAGCUCCUGCCUGCCAGCAGGAAAGCGAGAGACUACUCUUUAAUUCCCAAGGCCAGCCACUGUGGCUUGAGCAUGUGCCUACAGCCUGUGCUCGGGUUGAUGCCCUGCGUUCCCAUGGUUAUCCAAAAGAGGCCCUCAGACUCACAGUGGCCAUUAUCAAUACUCUGAGGUUGCAGCAGCAACGGCAGCUGGAAAUCUACAAGCAUCAGAAGAAAGAACUGUUACAGAGAGGAACCACAACCAUCACAAACCUGGAAGGUUGGGUGGGCCACCCACUGGAUCCCAUUGGCUGCCUGUUUCUCACUUUGACUGAGGCCUGCCGUUUGAACGAUGAUGGCUAUCUGGAAGUGUCAGAUAUGAAUGAAAGCAGACCCCCUGUGUACCAGCAUGUACCUAUGGCUACAGGCUGCCCAAACAGCCAUGAAUCCUACCUGUCAUUGGCCCUGGAAGUUGCUCUGAUGGGGAUGGGUCAACAGAGGGUGAUGCCUGAAGGCCUCUACGCACAGGACAAGGUGUGCCGUAAUGAGGAGCAGCUCCUAAGUCGACUUCAGGAGCUACAGCUGGACGAUGAGCUAGUGCAAACACUGCAGAAACAAUGUAUCUUACUACUGGAAGGGGGCCCCUUCAGUGGUUUAGGAGAAGUCAUUCACCGAGAGAGUGUUCCCAUGCAUACCUUUGCCAAGUAUUUGUUCUCAGCUCUACUGCCUCAUGAUCCAGACCUGUCCUAUAAAUUAGCCUUACGUGCCAUGAGGUUACCUGUUCUAGAAAGCUCAACUUCUACAGGAGACACUUCUCACCCUCACCAUAUGGUGUCUGUGGUGCCCAGCCGUUAUCCUCGCUGGUUCACGCUUGGACACUUGGAAUCACAGCAGUGUGAACUGGCCUCCACCAUGCUGACCGCUGCCAAAGGGGACACUCUGAGGCUCCGGACAAUUCUGGAAGCAAUACAGAAGCACAUCCAUUCUUCCUCCCUCAUCUUCAAACUGGCCCAAGAUGCAUUCAAGAUUGCUACUCCCACAGACAGUAGUACUGACAGCACCCUGCUCAACGUGGCUCUGGAGCUGGGGUUACAGGUGAUGAGGAUGACCUUAUCAACUCUUAACUGGAGGCGCCGGGAGAUGGUGCGGUGGUUGGUAACAUGUGCUACAGAAGUGGGUGUGCGGGCCUUGGUGAGCAUUUUGCAGAGCUGGUACACACUCUUCACUCCCACUGAGGCUACUAGCAUUGUGGCUGCCACAGCUGUAUCCCACACCACUAUCCUGCGCCUCAGUCUUGACUAUCCACAGCGGGAGGAGCUAGCUAGCUGUGCUCGCACGCUGGCUCUACAGUGUGCCAUGAAGGAUCCACAGAGCUGUGCCCUGUCAGCCCUUACACUCUGUGAGAAAGACCACAUCGCCUUUGAGGCAGCCUACCAGAUCGCCAUUGAUGCUGCCACUGGUGGCAUGACGCAUUCACAACUAUUCACCAUUGCUCGCUACAUGGAGCUCCGUGGCUACCCGCUACGUGCCUUCAAAUUGGCCUCUCUGGCCAUGAGCCAUCUCAACCUGGCCUACAACCAGGAUACCCAUCCGGCCAUCAAUGAUGUGCUCUGGGCGUGUGCCCUCAGCCACUCUCUGGGCAAGAAUGAGCUGGCGGCCCUCAUUCCCCUUGUGGUGAAGAGUGUGCACUGUGCCACAGUGCUUUCAGACAUCUUGCGGCGUUGCACAGUGACUGCACCUGGCCUGGCUGGUAUCCCAGGCCGCCGCAGCUCUGGAAAGCUCAUGUCCACUGACAAAGCUCCACUCCGCCAGCUGCUGGACGCCACCAUCAAUGCCUAUAUCAACACUACACACUCACGCCUGACACACAUCAGCCCUCGCCACUACGGAGAGUUCAUUGAGUUUCUGAGCAAAGCUCGGGAGACCUUCCUGCUGCCCCAGGAUGGCCACCUGCAGUUUGCCCAAUUCAUCGACAACCUCAAACAAAUCUACAAAGGCAAGAAGAAGCUGAUGCUGCUGGUACGAGAGCGCUUUGGCUGA
Molecule: messenger RNA, 3102 nt
Organism: Puma concolor (puma)
Lineage: Eukaryota; Metazoa; Chordata; Mammalia; Carnivora; Felidae
Source: RefSeq, a predicted model, not a curated record